AUGUCUUGCGAGCGCAUCCGCCCAAAAGACUUCCACAGUCCUGCCGCUAACCAGUACACGCUGAACUGCCUGGACGAGUUGGCACGCAGUCCUACGUUCAAAUCCUAUGUGCGCCACGUAGAAUACAAGGAGCGGUUUUACCUCACAUGGUUCCUCGCCCCCUUCACCCUAUUCGGCAUUCUCUACUAUCACCUCAAGAUGUUCGGCGAAGAGGGCAUUUCCCUCUUCAUGGCCUCGUCGACGAGUUCAUCUGUCUCGCUUCCGGCACCGCCUGCUGGAAUGGUGUGUGCUACGGUGAUCUUGCUACUGUUCGCCGUUCCGUGUAUCGUGAUCGCGCCUUUUGUCGGCUUCUUUGAGGAGCCGCGCCGUUGGCAGUCCCUCAUCACACUCGCCUUUCUCACGCUUGUGAACGUCGCCGUUGUCUCCUUUGGUGGCAACCCUUUGCAUUAUCCGCCGUUUGUGACGACUUUGCCUCCUGUGACGGAACUGAUUAUCUCAUGGAACCCUGUAGAUGUUGCUGUCGUCCUUCUCCGUGACAUCUUUGUCCGCCGCGCCUUGUGCUUGCAGGGCUUUCUUCUAGCCGGCUACACCGUUGCUUUUUGGCGAAGCCGCUUCUGGGGUCGCGUGUGGCAUCCUCCGCUGCCCUUGGUGACGGUUCCGAUCGCCGUCGGUCUUUCAGGGAUUGGGUGGUGGGUGGUAGUGCAGAAGGGUGUGCCGUUGUUUUUCACAGCGAGUGGCUGCCCCACUCUUGUGGCGGAGGCACUGCAUUGGUCUGCCGUGAAGUCCGAUCCUGCCGGCGCCGCAAGCUUGUGCUUUACAGUGGCCAAAGAAAUCUACCGGCAAGUCGUAAGGGACGCGGCCUCUCUGUGGCAGCAGCGCCAACUCCCCAUGGUGCUGCAGAACCCCUCUUCGUGCAUGUCACUCUAUCUUGCCGCGGCGUCGAUGGCGCUCGUCCACGUCUUCGUCCUCCUCCUAAAGCCUGUGGCGGACUUUGUGUUGGGGGGUUUCUUCUUUGUUCUUCCGACGGACCCGACACUGUGGUGCCUCACGCUGAUCGGAACAAUCGGUGGUGCCGUCACCUUGUGGCGCAUGAAUGAUGGGUUCGUAUACACCCCUCACAUCGCCGGUCUUUGCGCAGUUGCCUUUUCGCUUUUACUGAACGGCUUUUUUGCCUAA
Molecule: messenger RNA, 1176 nt
Organism: Leishmania mexicana MHOM/GT/2001/U1103
Lineage: Eukaryota; Euglenozoa; Kinetoplastea; Trypanosomatida; Trypanosomatidae
Exons: 1
Coding region: 1-1176 (391 amino acids)
Source: RefSeq, a predicted model, not a curated record